AUGAAACGUGCACAACUUCUAGCUCUUCGCAAAGAGUUUGAGACUCUUCACAUGAAGACUGGAGAGUCUGUUGAUGCGUAUUUUUCAAGAACACUUGCAAUAGCAGACAAGAUGCGCAUCCAUGGUGACAAGAUGAAGGAUGUUAUAGUAGUUGAAAAAAAUCUACGGUCAGUAACUAUAAAUUUUGACUAUGUGCUGUGUUCUAUGGAGGAGUCAAAUGACAUUGAUGAGUUGUCAAUUGAUGAACUACAGAGCUCUUUGCUAGUACAUGAGCAAAGAAUGACCAGCAAUGUUGUAGAGGAGCGAGCCUUGAAGGUCACGACUCAUGAAGCAACACCAACAUGGAGAGGUUCAGGAAGAGGCAGAGGCUGGGGUCAACGAAGAGGUAGAGGGAGAAACUCUUUCAAUCAAGGGUUUAGACCUAACAAAUCUAGCAUUGUAUGUUAUUGCUGUCACAGGAAAGGCCAUUAUCAGCUUAAAUGCACUGAAAAGUUCAACUCAGCAAAGGAGGAAGAGUCUAACUUCGCAGGGACAGAAGAAGAAACUCUCUUGAUGGCCUAUCUUGACAAGGAAGCGCCGGAAUCAGAUAUGUGGUACUUAGAUUCCAGAUGCAGCAAUCAUAUAUGCGGUAACAAAUCUCUAUUUUCUAAUUUAGAUGAGUCCUUUAAAGAUAGUGUGAAGCUUGGGAACAACACAAGAAUUUAUGUUAUAGGCAGAGUCAAUAUGAAAUCGAAAAUUAGAGAUCAUAUUGUUACCAUCUCUGGUGUUUAUUAUGUCCCAGAAUUGAAAAGUAACCUUAUUAGUAUGGGACAGCUGCAAGAGAAGGAGUACAUAAUCACCAUUCAAAAUGGUUGCUAUCAAAUUCAACAUCCGUUAAAACGUUUGAUUGCCAAAGUCAACAUGAUAGCAAACAGACUGUUUCCACUACAAAUUGGGAAUGAUAUUCAGACUUGCUUCUCUGCAAAGGUGCAAAAUCCAACAUGGUUGUGGCACUUCCGUUAUGGUCAUUUAAGCUUCAAUGGGUUGAACACUUUGCAGCCUAAAAAAGACGGUCACAAGACUUCCUUCAACUGUUUUCAAAUCUAA
Messenger RNA from Rosa chinensis, 1086 nucleotides. RefSeq lists its product as uncharacterized. The record is from RefSeq and is a predicted model, not a curated record. The coding region runs from base 1 to 1086 and encodes 361 amino acids. Gene Ontology annotation, molecular function: zinc ion binding; nucleic acid binding. The transcript has a single exon. NCBI's taxonomy places the organism in Eukaryota, Viridiplantae, Streptophyta, Magnoliopsida, Rosales, Rosaceae.